Messenger RNA from Parnassius apollo (apollo), 1401 nucleotides. The record is from the annotation of a GenBank genome assembly. Lineage: Eukaryota; Metazoa; Arthropoda; Insecta; Lepidoptera; Papilionidae.
AUGGCGCUCAUGGUGACAAUCCCAGUCAUGAAUUUGGGUAUGCUGAUGGGCUGGCAGUCACCCAUGACACCGAUUCUACAAGACCCCGGGGGUCCCGCGCCAGAACCCAUCACCGAUGACACCAUAUCCUGGAUGGCUUCUGCCAUUUUCAUACCGCCGAUCUUUUGCGGGUUUUUGGCGGGAGAUCUUGCGGACCGAUGGGGGAGAAAGAUAACUACGAUGCUGACCUCGCUUAUGCUUUUGGUAAGUUGGGUAAUCACGCUGUUCUCCUUGCGGCCGUGGGCGCUUAUCACGUCGCGUGCUGUGGCGGGGCUGGCGUGCGCCGGCUGUUAUGUUGUGGCACCACUCUACCUGAAGGAGAUAGCGUCGGACAAUGUCAGAGGGGCGAUGGGAUCGCUGUUCAUCCUAUCACAGAACCUGGGCUACUUGAUUGUAUACGUGGCUGGUGAUGUGUUCUCGUUUGGGGCAGUGAUGUGGAUGUGCACUGCUGUUCCCGUUCUGCAUCUGAUCGCGUUCCUCGCCAUGCCUGAGACGCCAGUUUUCCUCGUCAAGCAGGGAAAGUUUAAGGAAGCGCGGACAGCGUUGGCUUGGUUACGAAAAACAAGCGUUGAAGAUAAAAACCUGGAGGAAGCGGUGCAGCAACUCGAACGAGAGGAAGAGUUAGCCAAGUCUAUGCAAAAGGCUAGCUGGAAGAGCAUAUGGAAAGAUAAAACAACAUUCAAGGCGUUCCGUAUCUCCCUCAACGUUAUGUUAUCGCAAGAGACCUGCGGCUACCUGGUCGUGCUGAUGUACGCCGGUUCCAUAUUCGAACAGGCAUCCGAGUCCAUCAGCCUCAAGCUCAGUCCUAACAAGCAGACCAUUGUUGUUGGGGUCAUACAACUGCUUGGUUCGAUUGUCGCCAGUUGCAUUGUGGAGAAAACUGGUAGAAAGUGGCUCCUGGCCGGCACAUCGUUCGCCACAGGGCUCUCCAUGCUGUCCCUGGGCGCGUGGUUCUACAUAACGUCGUGGUCGGUGUGGCUGCCGGGCUGGCUGCCCGUGCUCGCCAUGUGCCUGUGCAUUUUCGCUGAUGCGGCCGGCUACCAGCCCGUACCCUACGUGAUCACCUCCGAACUGUUUUCUUUUCAACACCGGGGUAUGGUCACGUCUUUCGUCAGUAGCAUCGACGCACUCAGUGACUUCCUUCAAACGAAAGCCUAUGAUCCACUCCUCAAGCUUCUGGGCAUACACUGGGUUUUCAUUAUGUUUUCCGUGGUUUGCUUCUUCGGAACACUUUACACCAUAUUGUAUGUACCGGAGACGAAAGACCGGACCGUAGAAGAAAUACACGCGAUUCUAGAAGAUGGCAGAAAGAAAGAGAAAAGGAAAGGAAACGUAGAAAACGGCAAGGAAACUCAGUUAUAA